AUGCCUUUCCCGGAAUUCGACUCCAAGGGAAUGGAGUACCGAUUCCUCGGAAAUACCGGCCUCCUCGUCUCAGCCAUCGGCUUCGGCAGCUGGUACACGGUUGGUGGACAGGUAAAAGAUAAUUCAGUAAUCGAAAAAUGUAUGGAAGAGGCGUGGAACUGCGGAAUAAACUUCUUCGACACCUCUGAGUCAUACGCCGAGGGCCAGGCAGAGAUUGAGAUGGGUAAUGCGAUCAAAAAACUUGGCUGGUCGCGAAAGGAUUUUGUGAUCUCGACUAAAAUCUUUGAGGGAGGUCAUGGCCCCAACGACAUUGGGCUUCCCCGGAAGAAGAUCAUGGAAUCAAUACGGGGGUCAUUGGAAAGAUUGCAGCUGGACUAUGUUGAUAUCGUCUACGCCCAUCGCCCCGACUACUGCACCCCAAUGCUGGAGGUUGUUCGCGCCUUCUCGGAUCUCGUUACACAGGGAAAGGCCAACUACUGGGGUACUUCAGAAUGGAGCGCAUUCGAGAUCUCCGAGGCCCUGGCCGCUGCACGAGAGCACCAUUUGAUUGCACCGGUUGUGGAGCAGCCACAAUACUCCAUUAUCUCUCGAUAUCGGUUCGAGAAGGAGUAUGCUCUGCUUUUCUAUAAGUACAACUACGGUUCCACUGUCUCGUCACCCCUUGCAUCUGGCCUGUUGACGGGGAAACUGCUGGACGGUAUCCCAAAGGAUUCACGCCUUGCAUCCGACACUGGGUUCAAUGAAGACAGAUCAGUCAUGGCUAUGUAUCAUGGGAUCCUAGCUAGCGACAGUUGCACAUGCGCUCAACUGGCACUGGCAUGGAUCCUCAAGAAUGAUAAUGUCUCUUCUGUCCUUACCGGAGCUUCGCGGCCCUCUCAGAUUUCUGAGAAUGUGAAGGCGGUUCAAGUCGCUCAUAACGUGACUCCGGAAAUUAUGGUCCAAAUAGAUGAGUUGUUCAAGAACAAGCCGACCAGAGCCCUGGACCCGUUCGGAAGAUGGAUGGGAGGGUCUUCAAAGAAGACGGAUAUGACAUUGGAUCCGUGGUAG
Molecule: messenger RNA, 1047 nt
Organism: Penicillium subrubescens
Lineage: Eukaryota; Fungi; Ascomycota; Eurotiomycetes; Eurotiales; Aspergillaceae
Product: Aldo/keto reductase
Exons: 6
Coding region: 1-1047 (348 amino acids)
Source: RefSeq, a predicted model, not a curated record